Molecule: messenger RNA, 1405 nt
Organism: Hordeum vulgare subsp. vulgare (domesticated barley)
Lineage: Eukaryota; Viridiplantae; Streptophyta; Magnoliopsida; Poales; Poaceae
Exons: 1
Coding region: 87-1298 (403 amino acids)
Molecular function (GO): protein binding
Source: RefSeq, a predicted model, not a curated record
AUUCCCAAAUCCAUCAGCACCCAGCCGCCGCCGGCUCCUCCCCUUCGCAUCUACUAGUCAACGGAUCCCGACGGCCGCGAAAGGAAAUGGCCUCGCCGCUGACGGCGAUCCCCGACCACCUCUUGACGGAGAUCUUCCUCCGGCUUCCGGAGCCGGCUGACCUCGUCCGCGCCUCCGCCGCCUGCGUCCCCUUCCGCCAGCUGGCCACCGAGGGCUCCUUCCUCCGACGCUUCCGCCGCCUGCACGCCCCGCCCUUCCUCGGCUUCCUCAACUACGACAGGUUCCACCCGGCCCUCCCGCCUCACCCCUCCGCUCCCGCCGCUCGCGCGCUCGCCGUUGCCGCCGACUUCUCCUUCUCCUUCCUGCCCUCCCGCUGCCGAUGGGCCGUCCAGGACACCCGCGACGGCCGCGUCCUCCUUCAUCGUCUAUACAAACAUGAGGAGCAGGCCCCGGUCUUCCAGGAGCUCGUGGUGUGCGAUCCCUUGCAUCGGCUGUACGUCCUGCUUCCUCCAGUACCAGAUGACUUAGCCGAUUCGGUGAAUCACCCGAUCCCCAUGGCACCAAGGCUCCGCCGCAUACCUUUCCUCGUUCCCCUCUGCGAGGAGGACACGGAGACAGCGGCGGCGGAAGAGAAAGCAUUCAGAGUGAUCUGGAUGGCAUAUAGCAAAACUAAGCUGGAUGCCUUAGUCUUCUCUUCGAGCACCGGGCAAUGGCAAGCCACUGAAUCCAAGGAUUGGAGUGCUUUGGUUCAUGGCAUGACCGACAAGACUGUGAUGUCACGGACCAACCCACUUUUUCUCAGCAGCCAUUAUGCUUAUGGAUGCUUCUACUGGGACUGGGUAAUGAUUGGGAGGAAAAAGUUGCUGGUGCUGGACACCAGGCGGAUGGAGUUCUCCAUUGCUGACCUCCCACCCGGCGAAUGGAGUGUAGAGGAAAUAGCCAUUGUGGAGGCAGGUGAAGGCAAGCUUGGGAUGUUUGGUUUCCAUGGUGAAUUUGCAUCUCAUCUCAGCUAUACCAUUGCACGGAACAAAGGCAAGAGUCCCGUCCAGUGGCAGAUGGAAAAAACAAUCUCACUAGAUUCUGGGUACAAAUACCAUAUCAGAGAUGCAACAGAGAGGUACUUGCUCUUGACAAAGACAGAAGCCUCGUCCCCAGAGCAUCCACUCUUUGAAUAUUUCUCGAUCAACGUCAAGACGUUGCAGCUUCAGAGGGUUUGUGCGAAACAAUCCAGGCGGAUGUACAGUUGGACACACAUAUAUACCAAUUUCCCACCAUCGUUGGCUUCGCGGACAAUAUGAAGGGGUAAAAUUUAUAUUGCAUCCUUGUUAUCUCAUUCCCUUCAAAAUUAUCGUACAACUUGUCUAUUGCUUGAUUGUUCGUUAUUAUAAUUUAUAAUUAUUGUUUA